Penicillium psychrosexuale is the source of this 405-nucleotide messenger RNA. RefSeq lists its product as uncharacterized. Lineage: Eukaryota; Fungi; Ascomycota; Eurotiomycetes; Eurotiales; Aspergillaceae. The transcript has 2 exons. The record is from RefSeq and is a predicted model, not a curated record. Bases 1 to 405 code for a protein of 134 amino acids.
AUGUCAAAUGCAACCAACAAGUUUGCGUUUUCUUUUGCUCACACCGAUACCACCUCAACUAGUACCAAGUCUGCCAUUUUCACCACAGCUGGUGUGGCGUCCAGUACCAAUCUGCUUGGAUUGAGUGAUACUGGCUCAAUGGCCUGUCCGGUCAUAUUUACCACUCCAAGUGGCCAGACAAGUAACGACACAGUUGCUACAAACACGACUAGCGCAUCGACACCACAAACCAAUGUGUGGACUUUAUAUGGAAAAUAUGUUAUGUGCAGCCAGGACAACAUCAACUUCUACGCCCAACCGACAGGACAAGGUGGAUGGUAUAUCCUGCUAUGGAGUGCAACGCCAGAUGCCGCUCUUCGGAAUAUUCCAGUGACGCUGAGAACCAUUGGCCCUGCGUCUGGCUAG